AUGCGAUCUGCCUCGUAUGCUCAUUAUCCGCCGUCUCGCUCGGGCGACCGACCGAGUGACGGCAACGACAGCCCGCGAGCGCUUGGUGCUCAUCCACCCAUUGACAAUCUGCGUCCGCGCAGCAUCUUGCGCAAACCAAACCCUUUACUUCCUCCUUGCCCUGUAGAUUACUCCCAGCAACUUCCUCGACCAUCACGACCUCUUCCCUUGAUGCCUCGCAUGGAUAUGUAUCCGCCGUACCAAUCCCCCAGUUCACUUUCCUCAACGUACAAGGACUCUCCCCAUUCACCCGCCACCCCAUACAGUCGUGGUCAUGUACCAUGGAUGCCUCGUGGAUACGAGUCGAGACACCAGCAAUAUAAUCCUUCACAUCACGCCGAUCACCAACAAUCACCUCGCGAUCAUGGUGACUAUCAGAAACGUACUUACCUUCCACCACAUGCCUUCCAACAACAGCAAAUUGGUGCUCGUGAUGGCUUUGCGUCUAUGCCAGACAUCAGGCGCAUACCCAGACCAUCGUCCGCGGAAAUAGAGAGGGACAGGCAGGCUCGGGCAUGCGGGCUUCAACUAGAUUAUACGUCACAUCAACAUACUCUCCCUUCCUCGAAUAGCCAUCUACCACGAGGUAGCAGGCGCCUCGAGGAAGAUCAGCUUCAUCGUGAGCCGAAGACGCUAGUAGACCGUGUCAAACCUUACCCACCCCGACCGAAGCCGCACAUUCUGUAUCCUAGGCUCGACAAGCUCGUUCGACGUGAGAAAUAUCGUGCAAUGGAUCACAUCUCUUAUGACGAGGAUGUAAUGGAAUUGUAUAAAGAGGACGGAGAUUUACGAGAGAAGCUCCGUGAAAAGCGCAAGCGCGGAGCUGAGAAAAGAGAUCCAAAAUUUCAUGUUAUGGGAGCGCCAUUGCGCGACGUAUUAAUCCAUGCAUCGUCCACGAUCACUAUCGGCGAAUACCAGCAUGACGUGCCAACCCUUGUCGUUGCCUGUGUAGAGGAGCUGACAAGAACGGGUAUUUACCAACAGGGGCUGUUCCGCGCAUUGCCUAGCCGCGAUCGGCACUUACAGUUGUUUGACAUCUACGAUUCCAGCGCCGAUUAUGGGGCUAAAUUCAGCAUGCACGGGCAAACCAUGCCCGACAUUUGCUCUAUCUUAUCCACAUUCAUCUCCGCCCUCCCUCAUCCUCUCCUUGAUCCUAAAUUUUACGGUGGGUUUUGGCACUGGUGCGUGAAGCCCAGCGUGAAGCGCGAAGAGGUAAGGCGAAGCCAACAGGACGCGGAAGAAGAGGAGAAACGCGCUAGAGGCGAGCUGCCACUCUUACUUCCCAUGUCAGCCCAACAGCAUCAGAGGCAGGCUCAAGACGACCUUCACCUUGGUCACGACGGUGACAUCGAACGCCAUCAGAUUAUGGUCGCACAAAUAAUCCUCCGCUUCCUGCCUAUAGGCCAACUCUCCCUACUGAUUUACCUCUGCGGAUUUUUCACCCAACUUCCCCUUUGUCCUGAGAACGGUAUACAAUUCGAGGAUAUCGCGCGGAUCUUUGGGCACAAGAUUUUCGGUGCGACGGCGAAGGUGUCAUCACAGAAGAUGAUGGUUUGGUUGUUAUCGAGGUGGCACAGUAUCUCAGAAGGUCUCCUCACUGAUGCAUGCGGGAUGUCGCGGCCGUCCACCCCUGUCCCCAAUCAACAGGAGCUGCCCAAUAGUGAAGACAAGGGUGAAAGCGCAUUGGUGAAGACCCCUAGUUCGCGUCGCAGUCGUUCUUCGGACAGUGAUCGUUCCUCGUACUCGUCUUCUCCCCACGAUCAAGCGGAAUCCAGUACCUCUCGGCAUCGUAAGAAACGAAGCAUAGAAUCCACGCCAGAGUCAGUUGAGGAGGCACUGCCGAGAUCUCGCCGGCCUUCGAGGCGGAAUCGGCCAGGUCGCCAGAAUAGUGCGUUUGCCACGCAUCGAAGGAAGACUUCUGGGCAGGAACUUUUAGACGUGUUCUCAAAGGCGUUUGCGAAUGCACGGGUCAGCCCUCCAUCGGAUCCAAAACUUCCUGAACACAUUUCGGGGGAUCAGCCAGAAAGUAUACUUCUUGAUACUCGAGUACGCCUCGCGCGCCUGCAAAGCGAUCUCCAGCGCAACAAUCUGGUUGUUGUCGACGCCAUUAAGGAAUCAUUCAAGGCCAGUGACGAAGCACGUUUACUUUCUGAGAAGAUUGAACAGCUGGAAAGGACAUUCGGAGAGAGAAAGUUGCACAAUCAAAGUACGCUUGCCAACACAAAAGAACCGCUGCAGGUUGGCAUCUUUGAGGUAGAGUGA
Molecule: messenger RNA, 2301 nt
Organism: Suillus subaureus
Lineage: Eukaryota; Fungi; Basidiomycota; Agaricomycetes; Boletales; Suillaceae
Exons: 5
Coding region: 1-2301 (766 amino acids)
Biological process (GO): regulation of fungal-type cell wall organization; signal transduction; activation of GTPase activity
Cellular component (GO): cell cortex
Molecular function (GO): GTPase activator activity
Source: RefSeq, a predicted model, not a curated record